UAUGUGAUCUGCAAUUUUGCAUGCUAAUAAAUAUAAAAUUAAGUUUGUUUUCUUUUUGAUGGGUGGGUUUGGAAUUCUUUGGUUUUUGGGUAGAGCUGGGGAAUCAAAAUCAAGUUCAGGUAAGCAGGGAAUUUUUCUACACUAUUUGGCCUCAAAUUCAAUUUGAUUCCAAAAUAGCAAAAUAGGAGACGGCUAUUUUGUUUAUAAUAAUAUAUAUAUAUAUAUAUAUAUAUAUUUGGUUCUGUGGGUUUGAGCCUUUUUUUACGUGGUUGAUAUUAUUGAUUGCUUAAAUGAAGAACCUUCUUUAGAGUUAAAUAGAAUAUUGAGUUGAAUCUAUUUUUAUUACUUUCUUCUAGAUAAGAUUAUCUAAUAACUCAUUUUGCAUUAUUCAAAAGAUUAAAAAAAAAAAUUUAUACACAAAACAAUUUUCUUUUUCUUUAUUUCCCUCAAAUUUUAUAACAUAUAUAAAGUUAUGAUUUCUUAAGCUCGUUUCAAAAUAGUAGGAUAUAUAUAUAUAUAUUUUUAUACCAUUUUGUGUUAGGGCUUGUGUAGUAUUUAACUAUAUUUCAAAGGAACCUAUAAAUGUAAAUUUUUUUUUUGGGUUGAAAUUGCGAUUUAAAGACAAUUUUUAUUAUUUGGCGAAACAGCCGAGCCGAGGAGGUAAAAAGACAAUAGGUUGUACGUGUAAAUGUAAUCCUCCUCCUAAUUCAUUCUCUCAAGAAGAAGCCAAGGGGGGUUUUAGAGUUGCUUGGGCUAGGCGACGCGGCCGAGGAGGGGGGAAGAAUUGGAUUUCUUGCAACGGUACAUAACCGAACAUUCAUCCGUCUGUCUCUCUUUCCCGCCACAAUACGAACCUUUUCUGAUGGUUAUUCUAUUUCUCAUCAACCUCCGAUCCCUGCGUUGGACACCGAAGAAGCCCUUCUCAAGCCCCCCCUUCCUCUCUUCUCUCCACACACGCUCGCUCUUACCUCACAGAACCAAACCCAUCCACUGGAACACCAACCACGCCUUCGUCCUCUCCAAUCCCUUGCUCUCUCUCCUCGAAAAUUGCAGUUCCAUGUCCCACUUGAAGCAAAUCCAGGCCCAAAUGACCAUCACCGGCUUGAUCUUAGACGGCCUUGCUUCCAGCCGAUUGGUUGCCUUCUGUGCGAUUUCUGAAUUGGGUAAUCUUGAUUACUGUAAAACAAUAUUGAAAAAUGUCCAGAACACGAAUGCUUUUUCUUGGAACAUGGCCAUUAGAGGGUACUCCGAGAGUGAAAACCCCAGAGAAGCAUUUCUGUUGUAUAAAAGCAUGUUGAGAAGGAGUAAUUCGCGGCCGGAUAACUACACUUACCCUUUGUUGCUUAAGCUAUGUGCUCGAUUGUCGUUGUUUUGGAUGGGUCAUGAGAUUCUAGGCCAUGUUUUGCAAUUGGGUUUUGAUCUGGAUAUCUAUGUGCAUAAUGCGGUGAUUCAUAUGUUGGUGUCAUGUGGAGAGUUAGAGGCUGGACGUAAGGUGUUCGGUGAAAGUUCUGUGAGAGAUUUGGUUUCUUGGAAUUCUUUGAUUAAUGGGUAUGUUCGGGCAGGGUUACCGCUUGAAGCAUUGAGAAUUUAUCGGGAAAUGGAGGCAGAAGGAGUUCUACCAGAUGAGGUUACUAUGGUUGGCAUGGUCUCGUUGUGCAGCCAGUUGGGGGAUCUGGACCUCGGCAGAGAAAUUCAUUCGUGUAUUGAAGAGAAUGGGUUGAGUUUGACACUUCCACUUGCUAAUGCGCUAAUGGACAUGUAUGCAAAAUGUGGGGAUCUUGUAGCAGCGCAGUUUUUGUUUGACAAGAUGGAGACAAAAACCAUGGUGUCUUGGACUACCAUGAUUGUAGGAUAUGCCAAACUUAGGCAAUUCAAGGUUGCUCGAAGGCUUUUUGAUGAAAUGCCCGAAAAAGAUGUUGUGCCAUGGAAUGCCAUGAUAGGUGGUUAUGUUCAAGCCAAUCAAUGCAAGGAGGCUCUGGCUUUGUUUCAUCAGAUGCUAGGGAGUAACAUAAAGCCUGAUGAAGUGACAAUCGUUAGCCUAUUAUCUGCUUGCUCGCAACUUGGAGCACUUGAUGUUGGAAUAUGGGCUCAUCAUUACAUUGAGAAGCAUAACCUUUCUCUAAAUGUUGCCUUAGGAACUGCUCUAGUUGACAUGUAUGCUAAGUGUGGCAACAUCACCAAGGCACUUCAGGUAUUUCAUGAUAUUCCAGCUAGAAAUUCCUUGACAUGGACAGCAAUAAUUGGUGGCCUAGCGCUUCAUGGGAAUGCACAUGAUGCCAUAUCCCACUUUUUGGAGAUGAUCAAUGUUGGUUUGGUGCCAGAUGAUGUUACAUUUCUUGGGGUAUUAUCAGCAUGUUGUCAUGGAGGUUUGGUUGAACAGGGCCGAAACUUUUUUGCACAAAUGAGCUCCUGCUUUAACCUGUCUCCCAAGCUUAAGCACUACUCUUGCAUGGUGGACCUUCUUGGUAGGGCUGGUCUCUUGGAAGAGGCAGAAGAGCUUAUUAGGAGCAUGCCAAUGGAAGCAGAUGCUGUGGUGUGCGGGUCAUUGUUUUUUUCUUGUCGAAUCCAUGGAAACGUUGAUAUGGGAGAAAGGGCUGCUAGGAAACUACUUGAGUUGGAUCCUCAUGAUAGUGGAACUUACGUGUUACUUGCAAAUAUGUAUGUGGAAGCUAGAAUGUGGGAACAGGCUGGGAAAGUGAGGAAGAUGAUGAGGGAUAGAGGGUUAGAGAAAACUCCUGGUUGUAGUUUAAUUGAGGUGAAUGGUUGUGUUUCUGAGUUCAUUGUUAGAGAUAAGUCACAUCCUGAAUCAGAACAGAUCUUUGGAUGCUUAGAUCAGUUAACAAGGCAUAUAGAGCUUGUUGAGUUCGUACCUGAUAUUCUUCUUCUUGGAGAUGACCUUCUUUUUGGCUCUGAAUCUGGCAUUUGAAUUUGAAUAUUUGUUCAGGGAUUAUCCCCGCUCUUGUUCUGGUCUGUCCAAGAUGUUUGAUUUAAUUAUGGGGAGUUCUCGGAUAAACUUCUCUCUGUAACAUAAACCUCAUGACGUGGAUGCAGCAAUUGCAAGUCUACCAUUUUGUUGCCUGUGGACUUGGCAAUUCCAAGUCUGUCAUCGGUUGCCAAUAACUGCUUGAACAGUUCUCUCGACGGCCUUUCAGACAAUUCCAAGGAGGAUGAAUCUUUGCAAUGUCCAUAUGUUUUGACCGCUGCAGGAAACAUAUAUACAAAGCCUCAGGGAGGUAUGUUGGUGACCAUUUGCUCUAAACCUAUCCUCGGACAUUGCUUAAACUGAUUGCUGCAAUCCAGGAAAGCGGAAACUUGAUGGCUUAAAGGUUUCUUCUAAGCAAUAAAAAUGAUCCUAAUUGGAAAAUUUCCUUUCCAUUUUCUUUGGUUACUUACCUUCUUGGUGGGUACAGUGAUCUUGGAGUUAUCUGAGGAGACUCACCCAAACCAAGCAAAGCCUAAUCGGCACGGCAGCGAAAAUUGGAGAUGGAAUGGGCGGCUGACUUGCUAUUAUUAAAUUGGAAUUGGAGUGGGGCCCGUGGAGAAAAUUGGUGGGCUAUGGCGCCGCAGAAGAAGAAAAACACAGAGCAAGCAGAAGCAGAACAGACGAAAUGGAGGGCAGACGGAUACGGAAGAUAAUAAAUUUGUGAGAUCAUAAAUUUAUUAUGUCUGGUUAAGAUUUUUAGUCUAUUUAAGAAAAUUAAAAAAUAGAUAAUAAAUUUGUGAGAUCAUGUUUUUAAUCUUUGUUAUUAUUUUUAUUCAAAUAUAUGUGUUUCUUUAUAUU
Molecule: messenger RNA, 3781 nt
Organism: Diospyros lotus (date-plum)
Lineage: Eukaryota; Viridiplantae; Streptophyta; Magnoliopsida; Ericales; Ebenaceae
Product: pentatricopeptide repeat-containing protein At2g22410, mitochondrial
Exons: 4
Coding region: 863-2926 (687 amino acids)
Biological process (GO): RNA modification
Molecular function (GO): RNA binding; protein binding
Source: RefSeq, a predicted model, not a curated record